AUUGAACCACGCAUGAAGAAAAUGUGUCUCCACAGUGAGUGCUGUUAAUAGUCGCUGAGGCAAUGUACCUACGUCUGUUUUACUUCAUGGAGGUAAAUCAAUACCCUAUCUCAUGGAUAAUGACUUCACCGUUUGUAAUUAAAUGGGUCCUUCAGCAAAACGGGAAGUACGCUCAAACAGUGUCAAUAAAUUAUGACUGUUUACUGCUAUGAUGCACGGUGCGUACUUAAGCUACACAGCGCAGCAAUCUCCAUGCGGCAUUACCAGGGAUGGCAAACAACAUCAUCAGUCGAUUACUCAUCGCCAUGGUGACUUAAUUAAUUCGUAAUUAAUUCCGCGUCGUACCGCAGAUUUUAUUCAUUCACCAGCCGACUUAUGCCGAUGUAAAGCGCUCAACGCGCCACUGAUGGACCAAUCAACAGUCGAUGCAUCAGGUGGAAUCGUUGCACAUUACAUCGUAGAGGUACGACCAUAUAGGCACACUGUUUCGUAGCCCAUGGUAGGACGUACCAUUGUCUCACAUUCAUUCAUAUGUGCCUUUGCCAGUUGCAGUCGCCUGUGGACAUCAUCUGUUUGAAGAGCCAACAGUUUGCACUGACGACGCCAGAUACAUCUGUCGUCUACGCAUAUCAGAGCAUGUGAUACUGCAUCGUUGCUUUGGUACAUGGUUUGAGCCUGAGUCUGCGAACAGCUUAUCUACGGCUAGAAUAUGGAUGCCAACGAGUCUGCAUUUGGGUGCGUGGCCAACGCCGACAUCCCUUACGUGGAGACAGCCAUCUGGAUACAUGCUUAUGUCUUCGCCAGCCUCUUCAUCCUUCUCGUGGUAGUAUCAUCUUUCACAUCUUUCAGGAUGUUCCGCGAAAAGCGCAACGUAAAAUUCCUAUUGACUGUCGAAAUUCUCAUGAUUAUCUUCGGACUUAUGAGGGCGCUAUUCCUCCUUGCCGAUCCCUACCGCGUCCGCGAGGUGUUACCUGCGCUUUUUGUGCAGUUUCUGGAGGAUCUGGCCGUGCCGUGUCUCACGUCCGCAUUCGUGUUAGUGCAGACAACAUUCUGGCAACUUACUAAAAUCAGGCGGCUUGAGUUUCAGCGGUUACCGGUACUAAUUGGUACAAUCGCGGCUCAUUUUGUGCUUAUAGCCGUCAUUGACAUUCUUGUAGUCUUCGUGGCCGGAACGUGUAUGCUGCUCCUUGUGUGUCAGGCUUUGACCACCCUCUGGGGAUUUGCUCUGUCGCUUGGUUUCUUCUGGACCGUGAGGAGUUUGCACAUCAUUGAAAGAGGACAUAGGAGUACGCUGCGUACCGCGGCCGCUGGUAAUUUUCACCUCCAGAAGGCGUCACAGGACCAGUCUCGUACGUCACCGAAUAACUUGCCUGUGACUCUGGAGGGCGGUGUUAGUGGCGUCAGUCACUCCACGGAUGUCCCAGCUAGAAUUCAGAGUAUAUCUGUUGAGAUCAACGAAAAUGAUAACAAGCAACAAUCUGAGAAUGUCUCCAAUAGGACAGAUUCUAGCCAGCCUAAUGACAGAAAAACCGAGUUAGCGUCUAAUGACGUCGUACCUCCCAGGUCAUCACCAAGACGAAUGAGGACCUUUGGAAGGAGACCCAAUCCACUUCGUAAGGUCAUGAUCGUAGGUGUGAUGACGUCAUGCAUUGGAUUCCUCUGCUUUCUCCUCGGUAUCUACGGAAUGAUUGUUUUUAACAAUCCUCUGCAACCCGUGGAGGAUGUGAUGGGCUGGUUCGUCUACCAAACCCUUCAAAGAUCGGUGGAGUUUGGCUUUGGAAUAACGCUGUCAUAUCUGGCUUGGCAACGGAACACACCGACUAGUAAUAGAUGAGCUUACGCUGCAUCGGUGCCUCGUCAUGAGCAAGACAUAUGGAGGUCCCCCAUGAGAGUUGGGGAGACCUUGACUGGUUCCCGUUCCAUCCAGUAUCCACAUUUAUGGUGGGCGGGGACUAGUCUAGGGGAGACCAUCAAAAUGAUACAUUCGAACACAUAAAUCGCCGAAGCGCGACGACGCCUGACGCUCAUUAAGCGAACACGUGCCAUGGCCUAGCUUAAUAAAUAAGUUGUGCGUACCUCAGAUCACAAAAAAGGUCAGUGUUCUUUCAGCACUUUUUGUGAUCCGUGGACAGAACGAAAACGGUGGUUUUGUUUAAAACUCUGUAACUUGAAAAGUACAUGAGUGAUUUUAAU
This is a messenger RNA of Patiria miniata (bat star), 2193 nucleotides long. RefSeq lists its product as uncharacterized. The transcript is spliced from 5 exons. The record is from RefSeq and is a predicted model, not a curated record. NCBI's taxonomy places the organism in Eukaryota, Metazoa, Echinodermata, Asteroidea, Valvatida, Asterinidae. The coding region runs from base 710 to 1834 and encodes 374 amino acids.